AUGGAAUCCAUAAGCUCGAAUGAUGAGGUUGUUCCAAGCAUAGGAAUGACAUUCCCCUCUGUGAAAGAUUAUGAAACUUUUUAUACCAAUUAUGCAAAGAGGGUUGGUUUUUCAUGGAAUAUAAGAACUACUAAGUGGAAUCAAAAUAGACAGAUUACAUAUCAAAUCUUAGUAUGUUCUAAAGCUGGUUAUCAAAGAUCAAAAAUUGAUCCACUAAAGAAGACAAAUCUAACUUCCGAGCAAAAUUGUAAAGUUAGGAUUAUUGUGAAAAAGGACAAGAAGCUGGAAUAUGUGUUAACCUUUGUGAAUAACCAGCACAAUCAUGUUAUUAGUCCUAGCAUGGCAAACACUCUGAGAAAGAAUAGGGAACUAAGCUUGCAUGCCAAAUGGAUAGCUGAGAUCAAUGAUCAAGCUGGUGUUACAAUGAGAAACAGAUAUCAGAGUUUAGCAACUACUGCUGGUGGCUAUGAUAAAUUGACUUUUAAUGAGAAAGAUCUUCGGAAUCAUGUAGCAAAAAGUGAUGCAACAACAAAACCGCAACUUCUUUAUGAAGUUAAAUUGGACGAGCAACAUCUCAUAGAGCAUGCUUUAUGGGCUGAUGCUAGAAGUCGUGCUGCUUAUGAGCACUUUGGCGACGUUGUGAGCUUUGAUAUGACGGAUAGGGAUAGAGAUAGGUAUGAUAUGCCUUUUGCCUCAUUUGUUGGGGUUAACCACCAUGGCCAAUCAUUGCUACUUGGCUGCGUUAUUCUUUCAUGCGAAGAAGAGAGUUCCUUUGUUUGGUUAUUUGAUUGUUGGAUACGAUGUAUGGGUGGCAAGCCGCCUAUUGGCAUAUUAACGGAUCAAUGCAAAGCUAUGCAAAAUGCCAUUGAAAAAUCAUUGCCAAUGACACAAUAUCGAUGGUCUAAGGAAGCAUUUGAGAGCUCUUGGACUGAUUUUAUCAAUAUAUUCAGUUUACAUAAUAAUUGGUUAGCAGGUUUGUACGAAGAACGUGACAAGUGGGUCCUAAUUUUUCUUAGUAAUAGUUUUUGGGUAGGCAUGAGUAGCACUCAAAGGAGUGAAAGCAUGCAUUCAUUUAUGAAGGGCUACCUAACCUCAAAGAGCAACUUGCAACAAUUUGUAACACAACAUGACAACUGUCUUGUAAAUAAAGCUCAAAAAGAAUAUGAAUUGGAUGCUGCCAGCUUCAAUACUAUUAUCCCUUGUGCUACUGCCUCUGCUAUUGAAAAACUAUUUCAAAAGGAAUAUUCUCAUGCAAAGUUUAAUGAGCUUCAAAAGGAGUUUAGAGCAAAGGCUAAUUGCUUUUCAACAAAAGAGCAUGAACAGGGAUAUAUUGUUACUUACAAGGUUAUAGAAGAGAUUGAGAAUGGUGAUAAGAUGUUUGAUUCUAUGUAUGAGGUGUUGUUUGAUUCUUCAACUUCAGAUGUUUCUUGCCAAUGCCAUCUUUUUGAGUCAAAGGGAAUCUUAUGCUGCCAUACUCUUUCAGUCCUUGGUCUUGUAAGAGUGAAGAAAUUGCCAAAUAAGUACAUUCUUGAUCGGUGGAAGAAAACUUUAAAGCACAAGCACAUAGCAUCAAGUGUAGCCAUGAUCCAAGCCGUUUAG
Molecule: messenger RNA, 1599 nt
Organism: Arachis ipaensis
Lineage: Eukaryota; Viridiplantae; Streptophyta; Magnoliopsida; Fabales; Fabaceae
Source: RefSeq, a predicted model, not a curated record